UCGGGUACCAAAUAUUACGUUUGAAAAUGAAUGUAUCCACUCAGUUGUUGAUUAUGCAAUGAGAAUUAUUUUUAUAUUUUUUUCUUCAGUAAUAUAGGAUAAUAUUACAUUAUUUCGUUGGCUGUCUUGCAGUGCUGUCAAAGUAAGAAACGUUAACAUUUGCAGAUGCUAACGUACUUUGCUACCUAACUAACGUUAGUAACCAUAGACCUCCUCAAAUGCAGCUUGUCAGCAAUCUACGUUUAGAGAGAAGUGCAGCUCUAUCGUUUUUUAAACAAAAAGAUAUUUAGAUAUGUCUCGUCGUGCUAUGGUCUUUGAGUCAAUAGAUGUUACUCAGCAUCCUAUCGUGCAUCACUGAUACAUUAUUUCAUUAAGUUACAUAACUAGCUAGGUGCCAAGAUGACUAAGGCUCCGAAAAAGAAAUGCUUGGAGAAAUGUUUUGUUUGCACGCACAGCUACAAAGCAGAGGAGAUAGACGAACACAUGAAUGGUAUUACCCAUCACUUUGUGCUGGAGCAGCUGUAUAAAAAGAGCCGGCCCCACCAUUGCCUAGUUUGUGGAUGUGUCUGGAAUGGCCUAACGCUCUACCGGCAGCAUGUUGCCUCUGCUGAGCACAAGAAAAAAAUAGUAGAAUUGGCGAAAACACGUCGCAAAGGCACACAGGUGUCGUUUAUGUACACAACCCCACCGGACCUGAUUUAUCUGUGCAUGGAACGUGACCGACUGAACAGCGCGAACAAAGCCAAGAGAAGACAAGAGAGGCUUAAGGCCCGGAAAGCCAAACAGCAGGAAAAGGUCUGGGCCAGUAAGCAAGCACAGCUUGUGACUACGCAUCAGCAUCACCAACAGAACAAGGAGAACAAGAACAGCACGAGUCUGAGCCUAGACAAUGAACCUCGUGGGCGUACUCCGUCACCUGAAUCCCCCAGGAGCUCCUUAAACGAGGACUGGGAUAGGCCCACACUGCAUCAGGAGGUCUCCAGCUCACAAGUAGAUGAAGCCAGGACCAGUCGUGCUGGGUCUGUGUGUUCAGAACCACACAGCAGUCACGAUGCAGGAUCCAAAGAGCAAGGAAGUUCUGCCCAAAGUGUUGGGAGUGGUAACCAGCAGUCUGCAAGCCAGUUCUUCUCGGAGAUAGACUUUAGUCUGGAUUUCACCAGUGAUCUGCUUCCUCCAGUGGGGGUCCUGCUCUUUGCUCCACCCCCAGCGGUCAAAGCAAAGCCGCCCAAGGGCAAGGCCAAAGCCAAGUUAAGCAACCAUACCAGUACACUUUCCACAGGAAGUGACUGCAGGCAAAAUGCCUCACUGCAGGGAAAAAGAUCCCGACACAUGCCUGCCUCGAGAAAGAGGCCUCUGAGUCAAAGUGAAGGACCACCCGGCCUGUCGGCUGAUCAAAAUCGUCAGGAGGACCAACCCCGGGCACCGGGAUUGGUCAAAGCUCAUGUGCAGCACAUCUCCACCAUACUGCGGCGAAUCAGGAAGUCUCUGGAUGAGGAGGGUCUGGCCAAUCCGCAGCCCCCCAGCACUCUUACCACAGGAGAUGGUGUGGAAGGGAAUAACAGGAGCGAGCUUACUGAUUUCAGAAAGCAAACAUCAGAUCAAUGCAGUAAGGACACAGGACCAAAUGAGCAUUUGUAUAAGAAACUGAAAACCAUGCACUACGUAAAUGGACAUAGUCAUGAGGAAGGGACCAGUGUUGGUCCAUCUAUUGGUUCACCUUCAUCAUCUGUUACAAUGGAGCCAGCAUCAGGAUGUGGCAUUUUGCAAUCCUUGAUUAAAUUCGACCACGAGGACGAAUAUACCAGAGAGGCUCUCCAGUCCAGGCAGUCGCUUAAAAGCAGCACCGGUACUUCUGACCACCCUCCUCCCUCCCAGAGCAGACCUGGUCUCCCUGAGUUGCUCAAACGCGACCUGAGCCGUUUCAGCGCCAAGGGUGGAGCCCACGAGCCCAAUCUGACCGCGGCCCGGCGGGUCCGAACCGUCAGCAGCUCUCAGACAGGCGAGGCGGAGAAGGAGGCGCCGGCAGGGCCGGGUCUGAAGCCCACGCUGGAGAAGCUGAUCAACUCCACAGCGUCCAAGAGGAAAGUUAACUGGAAGGAGCUGUACCAGGAGUACCACAGGAAGAAGAGGCUGAGGGAGAAGGGCAUGCCCAGGUUUGGUAUUGAGCUGGUGAGUCCGGUGAUGCCUCUCCCAGACCACCUUCAUCUGGAGGAGGUCCAAGAACUGCCACUGGGAGAGGAUUUCCAGUGGGACACUGUAGACUUUGAUGCCAGCUGCCUCCCAGUGUCCUGUGAGGAUCCACCGCCUGAGGACCCCUACCCAGAAGCGCCAGGGCCCUCUGCAGGCCAGGGGAACCGAGAUGCUGGGCUGCAGAGACUUGUGGAGGCCUUUGUGAAGAUGGAGGAAGAUAAUUGGGGCCGGCGGGACAGCCAGGAUUAUCCACCACCUGCUGAACAAACAUGCCAGGGAAUAGAGGACCCACCUAGACCAGACCAAGCAAAACCCAGAAAAGAGAGGCAAGUUGAUGAGCUGCUGGCAGUGUCUUUGAGUGAGGAUGAGCUGAGCAGCUCCUUGUUGACGCUGGAUGACAGUCUGACCCAGGCUCGCAGUGCCCUACAGGCUGCCUACGUGAACGUGCAGCGCCUCCUAGUGGUCAGGGAGCAGACUACGAACGACAUCAACGCACUGAGGACCAAACGCAUCGAGAUCCUGAGGGUCAUGCGAGGUGGUUGCAGCUCAGAUAAUGCAGAAAAACAGACACCCAAGCCCAGCUCAGAGGGAUGCACCCAGCCUCAGAUCUCAGAUCAGCCUGCCCUUGUUGCCCUUGUUGCUCCUGCCGAGCCUCCCGAUGACCUUCCAAAUAGCGUUCCACACCCUGCCCCAUCCUCAGUGGGGUUAUCUGCACAGCCAUCUGAACCUAUCAAAGAGGAACAAGUCAGCCCUGCCUGCUGCCAGGACCCAGAGACUCUCUCUGUAUCACACUGAUGCAUGUUUGACAGAGUGAUGUGUCCCUCGCCCUUCAUCCAUAUGUUUUUGCCUGUUUGGCUGUUUCCAUUAAAUGCGAUUCAGACUUUGUGACUUGAAGAGGACUAGAGUGGCAUGACUUUCAUAGGACUUCUCUUUAUGUGAGUAUAAGUUCAGUAUUUGUUUGAAUGUUCUUCUGGAUGAAAAUACCCCUUGUUAGCACUAGGGGGCACCCUUGACCUCACAGCCACAGUCCAGAGUGUCCAGAGUGUCCAGUCUCCUUGGCUGGGAAAUGGGGGUUGGCAUCAUCAGACCGGAGUAACACUGGCAUUUUCACUGCACUGGCACCGGCACCGGCACUGAUCUACAAUAAGCUAUGAGGAACUGGGGUUGGGGAAAAUAAGUUCCAUGUAUAAAAGAUUUUUGUGUUCAGCUGAAGAGUUUUUGUUUAAAAGAGCUGUUUUAUAUUGUGGAAAGUAUGCACUGUUCUGAAUCAAGAGGGAACGAGAAUGACCCUUGUUAUGUUCAAGAGGUUUUUUUAAAUAAAUUAUAUAUAAUUUAAUGUG
This is a messenger RNA of Clupea harengus (Atlantic herring), 3530 nucleotides long. It is a transcript of the gene znf106b, whose product is annotated as zinc finger protein 106b. The record is from RefSeq and is a predicted model, not a curated record. Gene Ontology annotation, cellular component: cytosol; membrane. NCBI's taxonomy places the organism in Eukaryota, Metazoa, Chordata, Actinopteri, Clupeiformes, Clupeidae. Gene Ontology annotation, biological process: insulin receptor signaling pathway. Gene Ontology annotation, molecular function: SH3 domain binding; RNA binding.